AAUUAUGUUCUUCCAUACUUUUCGUUAUACAAUACACAAAUCGCCCGCUAUACGCUUUCUCGCAGAUUCAAGUUACGACUGUAAGACGGCAGAAGCUUAUAGGUGCGCAUGUUUUGAUUCAGUUUGAUUGAAGUGAUUCGUUUAGUUUUGACAUUAAUCAUAUGCUUUGUAAUAUUAGGGAUGUUUUUAGUUUCAUGGCGGCCGUAAAGUAAAGAUGCCUGAACCUGAUGUGAAUAAAGCUACCUUUUCGAUUAGCGGCACUUGCAAUAUGAACCCUGGCAGCCGGCUAUUGAAUUGUGCUGCGGCCACUUCAUCAACAACACAUAAGCCUACGGCUUACAAAAAAGAUUCGACUUCAAGACUUGUCCUUAGUAUUGAUCUGGGCACUACUUCCAUAAAAAUAGCCCUUGUAGAUAGCAUCACCAAAAAACCUCUCAAGACUGCUGCUCAAGUUACCAAAGCCGAUAUUGAAAGUCAAAUUGGACUAGAUGGUUGCGAGCAGAACCCUGUACAGAUCCUUCAUGUACUUCAUCAAUGUAUAUCAACCUUCGACAAGGAACAUUUGAGCCGAGUGGUUUGUUUAGCAAUCACAGGACAGAUGCAUGGGGUUAUGUUAUGGCGGAGUGAGGAGACUUCUAAGAAAGAACUAUCAAGUUUCGGAUCUUCGUCUCACAAAUGGAAUAAACAAGAACCCAGUCAACUCAUUACAUGGCGAGACCAACGCUGUAAAACAAAAUUUUUAGCUUGUUUACCACCAGCAGACUCACACCUUAGAUUAGCCACGGGCCAUGGUUGUGCCACAUUAUUCUGGAUGGCCCGACAUCAACGUGAUUUUCUUAAGCGCUUUGAUUGUGCUGGAACUAUAAUGGACUACCUUGUUUCACUUCUUUGCGGCCUUACUCAUCCUGUUAUGUCACCUCAAAUAGCAGCCAGCUGGGGCUACUUCAAUACUGAGAAUGUAUCUUGGAAUUCUGGAAUACUAAAAAAAGCUGACUUUCCAGUCAAUCUAUUACCACAUGUCAAAGAAGCUGGUUCUAGUGCAGGAAAUCUAAAGUGUGACUGGUUCUCAAUUCCAAAAGGAAUUCCAGUGCUUGUUGCUUUAGGGGAUUUACAAUGUGCUAUCAGAUCCACUAUAAAAGAUAAAGCAGAUGCAGUUCUUAACAUCAGUACUUCAACUCAGUUGGGAUUUCCCAUAUCCUUGAAAGGUUUCAAACCUCCACCAACCAACCCAGAAAAUGCCAUUGAAUAUUUCCCAUAUUUUGGCAACACAUACAUUGCAACAGUUGCUAGUCUUACUGGGGGCAGUGUGAUGGCUAACUUUGUGAAAACUCUGCAGGAAUGGUUUUCGGAAUUUGGUGUACGAGUAGAAGAAGAACAAGUGUGGCAAAAGCUUAUAAAGCUUGCUGAAAAAGUACCAAAUACUGACCUCCAGAUUAUACCAACUUUACAAGGGGAGCGCCAUAAGCCAGAUCAACGUGGCAGUGUAGCUGGACUUAACAUGAAUAAUAUGUCUCUUGGAAAAGUGUUUCGAGCUUUGUGUAGUGGCCUUGUUCAGAAUUUGCAUGAGAUGAUGCCAAACACUUACCUAGAAGAUCAUGGCAUUAAACGGAUCAUUGCAAGUGGUUCUGGUGUGACUAAAAAUCCUAUUGUUCAACAAGAAGUUAAAAAGUUUUACAAGACUCCAAUGGUCAAUGGUGAUCGCUGUGAUUCUGCCUUAGGAGCUGCAUUAUGCGCUAUUAAUUCCUGUAAUAGUUCACACUGAAUUGGGACAGGCUUUUAUUAUUAUAUAACACAAUGAUUUCAUAAAGCAAAUUAAAUUGUGAAAUUUAUUUCAGAAAUACCACAAAGUGUUCUACUGCAUUUUACAGGGAGUUGUUGAAUAUGUAAGCAGAAAAGUAAGUUACUAUAAAGUUUCAUGGUCAUAAUACUUACAAUUUAUCCAGUUAACAAUUCAAAAUCCUUAACAAAACUGUUUUAGAUACAUAAAUCUAUUGUAUUACCAAGGUAAGAAAUAUGUUUUUUUAAGGCAGAAAAUAUAAAAUAACAUUAACCAAAUGUAAUUAUAAAUGAAAUAAUUUUUCCCCUUGCACUUUCUAUUGACAAUUUUUUACUGUUGAAAAAUUAGUCACAGUAUUGCAGUAUUAUUUCAUUUGUCCUCACUACAUUGUGGAAUAUUGAGUUUAGUAUUUUCUAUGAAAGAUCAUAACUUUAUAUUUUAUGGGACUCAUUCUGAACAAAUGUUAUAAAAUGAAUUUAGGGUUGGUAUUUCAAAACAAAUCAUAUCUUUUGAAUUUUCAUUUGUAGAAUAGUGUAUCUUAUCACACCAAAUUUAUUUUUCUCAUUUGAAAUGUCUUUUUAAAAUGACUUAUAAAAUCCUCUUUAGAUUAUUCAAAAAAUUCUUAUUUACAUUCUUUCAUUAUGUAUCAGUUACAUUACUUUCAUUGUAUUACAAUUUUUAUGGCCAAUAUUCACGACUAGAUGAUGAUAACCAAAGAUUCUUGUAAACAACCAUGAUCAUUAUCAUUAUUGUGUAUUGAUCCAAAUAGCUAUUCUUUCAUGUGAUUCAAUUUUAGCACAAACUUUCUUAUCCAAUUUAUAUUUUCAAAGUUGUUCUGUCAUGCAAAACAUUCUUUAUCGCAGUGACCCUUUUGGAUUGAUACUAAGAUUUUUUUUCAUUAGUUCUCUUCAAUACCUACAUCUCUUUCCAAACCAGAGAUGAAAUAUAAUUUGACUUGUGGAUUAGUGGUUUCUAUUAAAAAAAUAGUUUCUGGAGAGUGUAAUUUUGAGGCAGGGCUGGUAGAAGUUUUUACUUUAAGAACAUGGUGCAAGUAUAUCAAGUGGAUUUAGACAGAACAUAGUCUGCAAAUUCAAAUUGAAAGAAUCAGUAUCCUACACACAGAAACAAUGGAAUACUACACAAACAUUUGCAAAUGAUACACCAAGUCUAAUUUGUCACCGAACAACGCGAGAGAUCCCCUACCAGAUAAUGUUUUAAAAGGAAAAGUAUCUGUGAAAGGAAACACAAUGACAUUAGUAACAUUGAUUUUAAUAUUAAACAUUAUAAUAGAAGUUUUGACUGACUGUUUCUUCAGAUGUAAUCUGAAGCUUAUAGUUUGAACUAUAUCUCAUAUAACAUUCGCUACAUUUAGAGAUUGUAUCUUUAGCCUGUAUACAUGGCUGAGGAUUUAAAUAAGGAUGGAUUUAUGCAUGUGGUCUGUUCCACUAUUUCAUUACAGCAGGUUUCAGAGAGCAUUGCCACUAUCAGUAACGGUGAACUGAAUUGAAAUGUCAUCCAAGACACACUUCUUACAAGGCAGAUAAUGAAAGAACACAUAGACAAAAGAACUGUGUAAAAUGUACAGAUAUAUUUUCAUUUUAUAUAACAGUAUGUUUAUUUAACAUUUUUUUUUUUUAAUUCUACAAAAGACCAAGAUUCAAAGUGAAUGAUAGACUAAAGAAGUAAUUACAAUGGGCGAAUAGACAGAAACAUUAGUAAUAUGUGGAUGUUGUUCAGACAGAAAUUGAGAUCAAGACAUGUGAAAUUUAUUUAAAAUGUUACUUCUCCAAUCUAAUGUUUUUUAUCUUAAUAAUUUAGUUGACAAUCAAAUACAAAUGGGGGUCUUUUUUUUCUUUUUCUGGUAUAAACAAAUUUAAUUUGAGAGGGAAAAAUAUAAUGAACAUAUGUAAAAUCAUAAAAAUAAAUUAUAAUCUCUCAAUGAUAUGAGUCAUAUCAUUUAUAUAGCUUUCAAGUUUUAAUGUUCAUGCUGUAAAUUCAGUUUGCCACUGUGUUAAAACAAAAGAGUAAAACAUUAAAUAUGAAAGCAUAAUUAAUAUGAAUAUUAUACGUACAUCAAUAAUACAUUAACAUUUGUAUGUUCUUACAUGUCACACAAGUCCUGAUGCUUCAAAAGAUGGUAGCCUGAGAAGGUAAAUUUAUUAUGUAAUUCUGGUUAAAGAAAAUAUCUGAAAACAAUUUUCUCAUAAAAUGUUCAUCUUUUUCUUUUUGUCAAAAUAAUAUAUUUUUAAUGUUAUUUUUCGAAAUAAUAUAAAUAUUAAAAGUAGAAAAAAUAAAUGGAUUUUUAAAAUA
Messenger RNA from Octopus sinensis (East Asian common octopus), 4087 nucleotides. Its product is annotated as sedoheptulokinase. The record is from RefSeq and is a predicted model, not a curated record. Gene Ontology annotation, molecular function: sedoheptulokinase activity. Lineage: Eukaryota; Metazoa; Mollusca; Cephalopoda; Octopoda; Octopodidae. The transcript has 4 exons. Gene Ontology annotation, biological process: cellular response to lipopolysaccharide; carbohydrate metabolic process. Bases 215 to 1762 code for a protein of 515 amino acids. Gene Ontology annotation, cellular component: cytosol.